AUCACCAACUUGAGUUUGUUAAAUAAGAUUAAAAACCCUUAAUCAACUCUCUCAUAAUUCUCUCUACUUUGGAGUCUAAGAGAGACCUAAUGUUAAUUCCUUGCAUUUGAUCACAUCACUUUAGAAAGUUAUCUUUUAGCUCUUCUCUUCUUACAACAACAAAAAUAAUCCCAUCCCUUAGCUAAAUUGAUCCAAAUAACUCAAAGAUGAGAUCUAAAGAAGAAGAAGCAAUCUCGGUCACCUCAGCUCAAAACGACAUCGUUCAGCCCCCACUAAAGAAGAAGCGAAACCUCCCCGGAAAUCCAGACCCCGAGGCGGAGGUGAUCGCCCUGUCGCCCAAAACCCUAAUGGCGACGAACCGGUUCUUGUGUGAGAUAUGCGGGAAAGGGUUCCAACGGGACCAGAAUCUGCAGCUGCACAAGAGGGGACACAACCUGCCGUGGAAGCUGAAGCAGAGGACGGGGAAGGAGGCGAGGAAGCGGGUGUACGUGUGCCCGGAGAAGACGUGCGUGCACCACCACGCGUCAAGGGCGCUGGGGGACCUCACCGGGAUCAAGAAGCACUUCUGCAGGAAGCACGGCGAGAAGAAGUGGAAGUGCGACAAGUGCUCCAAGCGAUACGCGGUGCAUUCGGAUUGGAAGGCACACUACAAGACUUGUGGCACUAGGGAAUACAAAUGUGAUUGUGGUACUAUUUUUUCAAGGAGAGAUAGCUUCAUCACUCACCGAGCCUUCUGCGACGCCCUAGCCGAAGAAACGGCUAGAUUCACCGCAGCAUCACACAUGAACCACAACAAUCCAAAUCUCAAUUACCAUCUCAUUGGCUCAUCUCUAGAGUUAGGGCAACAACAUUUCCCUCCAAUCUUCAAAUCAAACUCAAUCAACAACCUUUCAAACAUCCCUAAGAACCAACCCCUAUGGAUACCCCAAACCAACCACCCCAAUAUACACAUCCCCCAAAACAACCCCAUCCCAAAAAACCUUCGAGAAAUGCACCACCAUCAAAUCACCCUUGACCACCCACUCAUCCACCAAAACCCUAAUCCACCACCCUCUUCAUACCACAUGAUGAAUUGGGAUUUCGGCCCUAAUCAAAGCCCUAUGAUGAACAACAAAGAGGCUAACGCCCCGUCCCUCUUCAGUGCUCAGCACCAGAACCAGAACCAGAGCUGCGCGGCCAUCUCUGCAACGGCUCUGCUGCAGAGGGCCGCGCAGAUUGGGUCCACCACCACGACUACAGACUCCUCCAACAUCCUUGGGAAGUUUGGUCGUGACGAAGAUGGAGACAAGCUUUGUGGGUUGUACAGUACAACCAACUCGGGCACGAGCGGGCUUGGGAGCGAUGUGGAGGUCUCGUUGUACCCUCCCGUGAAACGGUGUCGUAGGGCGAUGACUGGUGAUGAGGAGAUUGGGUUGGGAGAAACGAGGGAUUUUCUUGGAAUGCAGACGAUCUGCAAUCCUUCUUCAAUCAAUGGAUGGAUAUGAUAUGAUUCUUGCAUAAAGAAAUAUCAAGAAUAUUGUUGUUGUUGAAGGAUAUGCAUAUCAUAAUAUUGUACCAAGGGAAUAAAGUGGAGUUUGAUGCUGAGACAGAGAAGACAAAAAAGGGAAAGGAAAAGGGGAAGGAAUUUAGUAUUGCAAGCUUUGAGGAGAAGGAAGAGAAAGAUGCAUAGAAAUAUUUAUUUGGAGAGAGGGACAUAACUAAGAUUCAUGCAUAUCCCGUCUUAGAAAACAUGAAAAUAUGUGUUUAUAAUAAUAUUUCACCUUUUGAAAAUUGUGGGCUUCACUAUAUCUUAUAUCUUUUGGUGGAAAUGGGGGUUUAAUAUUUGGUGGGGGGCAAAGAAAAGAGGCUCCAUUAUUGCUUUAUUUAAAUUGUGCCUAGUUGUUA
Salvia splendens (bonfire salvia) is the source of this 1884-nucleotide messenger RNA. RefSeq names its product zinc finger protein MAGPIE. The coding region runs from base 207 to 1484 and encodes 425 amino acids. Gene Ontology annotation, cellular component: nucleus. The transcript has 3 exons. Lineage: Eukaryota; Viridiplantae; Streptophyta; Magnoliopsida; Lamiales; Lamiaceae. Gene Ontology annotation, molecular function: DNA-binding transcription factor activity. The record is from RefSeq and is a predicted model, not a curated record.